AUGGGAAGAAAGCUGCGACACGUGCUGAUUUUCCUUCUCAUCAUCCUGAAGGAGCCCAACAUGCCAGACGCUGACUGCAUGUGUACACCACCACCACACUGCCGCUGCUAUGGCCUCAACAGCAUCCCACAGAACCUCCCAAAAUCCGUCUAUCUGUGUUGGUUGUGCCUGUUGGGCAACCAGAUAACAAUGAUUAGGAGUGGUACGUUUGUAAAUCUUACCAAGCUAGAAAUGGUGAAUCUGGGUGUGAACAAUCUAACAAUGAUUCAACCCGGUGCAUUUGCAAAUGUUCCCCGCCUAAAUCGGUUGGAGCUUUUCCAUAACCAGAUAACAAAGAUUGAAGCUGGCACAAUGGCAAAUCUACCCGGGUUGCGCACUUUGCAUCUGUACGGAAACCAGAUAACAAAGAUUCAACCUGGUAUAUUUGCAAACCUACGCAAACUACAAAAGUUACAUCUGGCUCUAAACCAGAUAACAAUGAUACAGCCUGGUUCAUUUGAAAGUCUACCCCAGCUAGAAUGCUUACGUCUGGACAAUAACCAGAUAACAAUGAUACAGGCUGGAUCACUUUCAAAUCUCCCGCAGCUACAACACUUAAGCCUACAAAAAAACCAAAUAACGAAAAUUCAGGCUGGUUCAUUUGUCAACCUACCACGACUACAAUUUUUGGAACUGGGCGAAAACCAAAUAACAAAAAUUCAGGCCGGUUCAUUUGCGAACCUACCCCUAUUCCAACGUUUGGAACUCCAGAACAAUAAGAUGUCUGCCAUUCCCCUGUCAGCUCUCCGCUCGUUCCUAUCUAUCAUUACCAUAGAACUAGAUGGGAACCCCUGGCAUUGUGACUGUAAGAUGACUCCCUUCAGGCUAAACCCCGCAUUGAAAGACCAGAUAAUAUGUGCCCAACCGGCCAAAGUUCAGGGACAGAACCUUACAGAUGUCAAUCCAGAAGAAUUAACUUGUGAAGAGCCAACCGACACCUCUCACUAUCACUGUGUGACAGUUUUCCCUCUGGAUCACAAGUAG
Branchiostoma belcheri (Belcher's lancelet) is the source of this 1023-nucleotide messenger RNA. Its product is annotated as leucine-rich repeat-containing protein 24-like. Gene Ontology annotation, molecular function: protein binding. The record is from RefSeq and is a predicted model, not a curated record. The transcript is spliced from 3 exons. NCBI's taxonomy places the organism in Eukaryota, Metazoa, Chordata, Leptocardii, Amphioxiformes, Branchiostomatidae. Bases 1 to 1023 code for a protein of 340 amino acids.